UCGCUCCAUGGACGAAGCGGCGGCGGCGGAGCCCCGCGGCGGGCUGAACGGCUCGUUCAACGCCUCGGGCGGCAACCAGUUCGAGCAAGCGGCGUGGCAGGUGGCGCUGUGGGCGGUGGCCUACUCUCUGGUGGUGCUGGUGGCGGUGGUGGGCAACGCGGUGGUGGUGUGGAUCAUCCUGGCCCACAAGAGGAUGCGCACCGUCACCAACUAUUUCCUGGUCAACCUGGCCUUCGCCGAAGCCGCCAUGGCCGCCCUCAACACCCUCGUCAACUUCACCUACGCCGUGCACAACGUCUGGUACUACGGGCCCUUCUACUGCCGCUUCCAAAACUUCUUCCCGGUCGCCGCCGUCUUCGCCAGCAUCUACUCCAUGAUGGCCAUCGCCGUGGACAGAUACAUGGCCAUUAUCCACCCAAUGCAACCACGCUUAUCAGCCACAGCCACCAAGUUUGUCAUCUGUGUCAUAUGGCUACUGGCAUUGUUGUUAUCAUUCCCACAAGGUUACUAUGCAAGAACAGCAGAACUGCCAGGUCGGGUGGUAUGUCUAGUGGAAUGGCCAGAAAAUCGGACCCAGGUGUAUGAAAUAACGUACCACUUCUCUGUGACUGUGCUCAGUUAUGUCUUACCACUCAUAGUGAUAGGCUAUGCCUACACGAUGGUUGGCAUCACGCUGUGGGCUAGUGAGAUACCGGGGGACUCUUCAGACCGGUACCACGAACAGGAGUCUGCCAAGCGCAAGGUGGUGAAGAUGAUGAUCAUUGUGGUGUGCACCUUUGCUUUCUGCUGGCUGCCCUUCCAUAUCUACUUCCUCUUCCAGUAUAUUUGUGUCGAAUGGUAUGAACAAAAGUAUAUUCAGCAGGUCUACUUGGGAAUCUUAUGGCUGGCCAUGAGCUCCACCAUGUACAACCCCAUUAUUUACUGUUGUCUCAAUGAAAGGUUCCGGAUUGGGUUCAAGCUUGCUUUCCGGUGGUGCCCUUUCAUCAAUGCCAGCAAGUAUGAAGGGCUGGAAAUGAAGUCAGCCCGGUACCUCCAGACCCAGAGCAGCAUGUACAAGGUCAGCCGGAUGGAGACAACAGUAUCUUCCGUCAUUGGCAACCCAGAGGAGGAACUUGAGGACAGCAGCAAAAUGAAGCGUCUCUCGGUGGAUAUGACAUCCAACGGCUCUUCCCGCAGUGACUCUAAGACAGUGUCGGAGAGUUUGAGCUUCUAUUCCAACACACUUUCCUAAGCAACCCAUCCCUCCAAGCAAAGGUCACCAAAAAUGUGUCUCAGUCACAAGUGUGACGUGAUUUCCAUCUCCCUAAUGAAACCACUGUUGUUUGUAAAAAGAGAGAGAGAGAAGAAGAAGAAGAAGAAAGGAGAAGAAAUGCUCACAUCCUUUCCAGCAUUAAUCAUGAGUGGAGCUUGCCUUCCUUUGUGAUAUCUGCUGUGAUGUCCCGUCUGGUAACUCAAAUAAUGAUCUUCAUUAACGAUGGGUUCUUGUAUAUGGAUCCUGUGUUGUGGUGCAGUGCCCUCCUCCCUCAUUCUGAAGUUCCCUUGGCUAAUCACCAAAUAUAAUCACUGCAGCUUUAUUUUAUCCAGCCCCUGUUGCUCAUCAUCUCUCUGCAUCUGUCAGUUUGGGGAUCAUCUCUCUCUUCCAGCUUCUGUAUGCAUCACAGUUAAUGAGGAAGAUGCAGACAAGAUAGAUAAUCUUUUGUGCUAAGAAUUAGGGGUGGAAAUUUAUAUUACAUAAAUCAUUACGAUACUGUCUGAGCUUCCUAAACUUAUUUUUCACUGAAAGUUGAAGCAUAUUCAAAAUUGGAAAUUCAGAAUUCAAAAUUUUAUACACAAAUAUGAGGAUUUGAAUACACAGGGUUUUUUCUUCCCAAACUGGCUGCUUCCCUCUGUGUAUAUCAGAUAUAUUUCCAAGAUUGUUGUAAUCAUGUGUACUUUUCUCUUCCAUUCACCAGCUCUACUUACACUCAGUUAAGGAAACACCUCAGCUCCUUGUAUCAGUUUAUGCCUACACAUCCUCCAAAUAAGAUUAAUUUCUUUAGAGAAUUCCAAAAGGUGUACUGGAAACCAACCAUGUUCAGGGUGCAUGUGCUUUGGGAUGUGCAUGACUUCUUUAUGAAGAAAUACUGGGAUAACAUAUUAGUGAGAAAUUUGGGGAAUGCAUGCAGAAAGCCUGUAUUAGGAGUUCAGCCUAGCCUUCUCAUUGACCUGUGUAUGGUUGUUUUCACUGAGAGCUAUUCAAACGUGUGUGCACAUGAAUGUGAACAUGAAAAUACAUCCACAGAGGCAGUUCAAGAACAUUUGGUUCUACUGAUUGUCCAAACUGGCCAUCUUGUAUCUAUUUCUGCUUUGGUUCUCCCAUUUACCUGACUGGCAAAGCAACAGCUGCAUAGGUGGGCAAAUACUUCCUAGCUACAGGCUAGGAAGGAGAUGUGACUCAGCACAGCACCAUGCAAAAAGUCCCUGGUAGAGCCCCUAGCACCUCCAGUUAAAUGAACUCAGGGAGAAGGUACUUUCUGUGACCAAGACCCUGGAGUGCUGCAGCCCAGCAGAGCACAUGAUACUGAACUAGACGGACUCAGCAUAAGACAGCUUUGUAUGUUCACUUCUACCUACAGGCACCAUUAAGACAGGUCUUUUGGAGCAUUUGCUGCUUAUGUAGAGUUGCAAAUGGCAAAGAACCAGCAGGAAGGUGCAGAUAUAUGGCAGAGCCAAUGCUAGCAUGAGGCUCACCUAACACAGAUGAGUGGUGGAUAAUGUGAUGAAACCAAGAAGGAUCUGGCAAAAGGAGGGUUGCAGAUAAACAUGGGACAAGGUACUUCAACAGGAUGUAAUAUGCUCUGUUGUCUCACUUAAACACUAUUAUAAAUGAGAAGAACAAAUAUCUUUUUGCUGCAAGAAUCAUAGCCAAAGUAGUUUCAUUGAUUUAUUUGGGGCAUGGAAGGAUGAGAUGUACAAAUGGACCUCCUGUUCCCGUAAUGGUGCAGAUGCCAUAGUGCAUGCAUGCUAAGGGGGAAGGUAACUAACAUGCCUCAUCCAGGCACAACCAGUGUGCACUCCUUCAAGAGGAGUGAAAGAGCCAUAGUUCAGUGGCAGAGCAUCUCCUUUGCAUGCAGAAGGUCCCAGGUUUAAUCCCUGCCAUCUCCAAUUAAAAGGAUAAGGUAGUGGAUGCUGUAAAAGACCUCUGCCCGAGACCCCAGAGAGCUUCCGUCAGUCAAAGCAGAUGACUGACCUUGAUCAUUCUAAAAAAUGAUAAAUGAAUUACCUGCCUUGAGAGAAAUAGUGUUGAAUAUCAGAUGGUGAGAGGCAGGUUCAAAUCCCCACACCCAUAAACUCAUAACUUUGGGCCAGUUAUCUCAACCUAACCUUCCUUACCAAGCUAAAAUAGAGGAGGGAAGAACCAUUUCUGAGUCUACUUGGGCACCAUGGAGGAAAGAUGGAAUAGUAAUGAGAAAGAAAGACUCUCUGCAAACACUAAAGAGUGUUUGUGACAUACAGGCAUGGCUAAACACCCCAGGUGUUGUCCUGAUAUAGCAAGUCAGGAUAGAGCAGCUGUGUUGUUGCAGCUGCAUUGCAUGAGGGUUUGCAUUAUAUUGAUUUAUUCUGAGUCAUUCUUGUGCCACCUUUUCCAUGAAAAACAUUCUCAAGGUGGCUCACAAAGUAAGUGCAAUACAAGUAUUAAAUGGACCAUAAAACCUCAAAUAGCACAGCUUUGUGUGUCACCAAGUUGUUACUGAGUCAGUGGUGAGUUGGCAAUUAACACCUGCCCAGAUCCAGAAAUGGUCAUCAGCCAACCAAGAAGGAUCCCUUGGCUGAUCCUCCAGUUGUCUACUGCACUGUGGCUGAAAAACAGCUCCCUGUGGCAGCAAAGGAGAAACCCAGGGGCUUUGGAUGACAUCAACCACAACUUCCAUGGGUCCUCAAGAUCCUUCCAGGUCAGUAAUCUUUUUGAGUCUAAUAUGGACAGAGACUAAAUGUGAUGAAGGACACUACUACAUGGAAACAUAUCCUUGCUGUAAAGAACAGUGAUGCCAACAUGUAACAUGAAUAUGAAAUCAAGUGUGGUGUGAAGGCCAAUAGUUCAACCAUGGCCCAUGCUGGUGCAUGGGAGGAACACCAGCACCCCUCUGCAUACAAAGGACUGGCCUACACGUGCAUGUUGUUCGUUCAACAACUGCAGCAUCUAGUGGGUGCUUGCAUGUGCAAUGGGCUGACAAAACUUCAGAUCACCUCUAUUAUGGCAAGAAACUAAGGGGGAAUCAAGCAACAAGAAAGAGAGUCACAUUCUUUCGUGAUGACUGAGUUUGCUUGGGAUGCUUACAAAUAUCUUUGAAGGCAAAAGGUUUAAACAAAAGAAAACCAGGACAGAUGCAAUGUAUCAGCCACAUUUCACGAUGUAUGUGAUUUCUUGUGCAUAUUGUACGGAUUUCUGGGCCACUUUGUUUGUGCCUAAGUGUUUCUACUUACAUUUGCAGCAAGGUAGUCAAGUUGUCUUUUUUUGCUGUGAAAUGAAAAAUGCUAGAUUACAUGACCUGUACGUUGUUACUGUUGACAGUGUAUCCAUCUGCUCUUUUUGUUUACAAAAUGUUCUGAAGUGCUGACAGACCAAGGCCAAAGGUCCAGAUCAGGGCCGUUUCCAGACAGCUUACCUGCCCCCGGAACGUCGUGCCACGUUGCGGGGAAAACACGAAAUAUCGCAUUUUCUCGCACGAGUUUUGCACAACGUCGCACGAUAUUCCGCAUUUUCCCCGCAAUGUGGUGCGACGUUCCGGGGGCAGGUAAGCCGUCUGGAAACGGCCCUGAUCAGAAAUUGUUUCAUGCGCAAAGGGCCAGAAAUGUUAAUCAUAUUAUAUCUUGACAGGCCUUAUGAUUUAUGGCCAAGGAAUUAAAAAGAAACAAAACUGCCCCCCAAAAGAGCCAAAUCAGACCCUCCGCUGAUGUAAGUUGAGGGUGAUGUUACGGAUUUUAAUGGAUCUGUUGACUCAAAAUUCCAAGUAAGAAGUUGACCCUGUAAGGAAAUGCUUGCAAAUAAGAGGUUCUCCAGAGCUGGUGAGGACAGAAUUACAAAAGCAGCAGAGGAGUAUAAAUUUCAGAUAGUUAAAAUGAAAGAUGACUUGUACUCAGAAGCCCAAGAAGCAUCCAAGAUACUUGGAGAGACAAUGACUGCUCCGAAAUUUAAACAAGGCAGCAAGGCCUUAAAUGUCCUCUUUGGUCCAAAUACACUGAAACUUAUCUGGAGAUGCUUACGCCCACUUUCUCCAGAGCAUCCAUUUUGAUCCCAAGGAUUGGGGGGGGGGGGGCAGUUCCACAAGAUUUGGUUCUGAAUAGGGGGUCACUUUCUAUACAACUCUUAACAGAGAUUAAACUAAUUUGUUUCUCUGCGCAAAACAAGAUUUGAUUUCAAGAUUUAGUAUUUGACCUUUGGGGCAAAAUCCAGCCAUUUGCAGCCCCAUAUGUUUCAAUGAGUGGAUUAAAUCUCCUAUGGAUUUAAAUCUCUCCCCUGAUAUUUAGUAUCUGACAGCUGUGACCAAUGAGAAGUGCCAGCAAGAAUCUCAUUAAAAUCUCAUUAAAAUGUGGAUUUUCAUUACAAUUUCAGAAUUUCACUUUCAAAAUGUGAAUGGUGAUACUGGAUUUUUUGUUGUUGCAGGUUUUGAACAUUUGUGAUUAUUCAUAUUAGCUGUAGAUCUUGCAAUAUGUGUUUGCAAGAUCAAACUGCAGCUUUUUACUUUUCAAAUUAACUGGGGGGGGCGCUUUGGUGCAGAGCCCUGAUUAGCAUAGCAGACAGAAGGCCAGACUCGUUCUGUAAAGGGCUGAACACUGGUUGACCAAGCUCAGAGUUCCAAACUACAUGUUACGUUUUACGUGAAUUCCUAGUGGGGACUGGAUUGCAAGUGCAAAUCACCAUGGUGAACACCUGCAAAAUGAAAUGUGUGUUUUGACCCGAACUCUGAAUAGCCUCAAGUGUCCAGAUAGUAUGGGGGGGGGGGCUUUCACUGAAAGUGAAGAUGACCAGAGUGGCAUCGACACAUAAUUGGGUGUUGCACUCUAGCAGUCAUUUUUAAGACAAUCUAGUAGCAAAUGUUUGCUAUAGUGCAAUGAUAGCACAAUAUCCAGAGAUGUACAGAUAUGGCCCAGAGCAGAGGCAAAACUUGGAAUUCAAAGCGGGUGGAGCCUAUGUGUGAAUAGAUGAACCCUAAAAUUUGGAACUAUUUUUUCCCACAUUGGCAGAUCUGUGGCACUCAUAACAUUGAAACACAUGUGUUUCACUUUUUUAAAUUCUGCUUUUAAUGGUAACAGGUCAAUUCGUUUGUAAGCUUUCUCGUCAGCCUUGAGCUAAGAGCAUAUAUACAGAAUAUAAAUCUUUUACUAAAUAAAUAAAAUGUG
Messenger RNA from Eublepharis macularius, 6381 nucleotides. It is a transcript of the gene TACR1, whose product is annotated as tachykinin receptor 1. Lineage: Eukaryota; Metazoa; Chordata; Lepidosauria; Squamata; Eublepharidae. Gene Ontology annotation, biological process: G protein-coupled receptor signaling pathway; positive regulation of flagellated sperm motility. The transcript is spliced from 5 exons. The coding region runs from base 8 to 1231 and encodes 407 amino acids. Gene Ontology annotation, cellular component: sperm midpiece; plasma membrane. The record is from RefSeq and is a predicted model, not a curated record. Gene Ontology annotation, molecular function: substance P receptor activity.